Molecule: messenger RNA, 465 nt
Organism: Nicotiana attenuata
Lineage: Eukaryota; Viridiplantae; Streptophyta; Magnoliopsida; Solanales; Solanaceae
Exons: 1
Coding region: 1-465 (154 amino acids)
Source: RefSeq, a predicted model, not a curated record
AUGCCAAAGUGGAUCUUUAUCCUAAGAUUAGCUAUACAAGACAGGUUAGCUACUAAAGAGAGACUUGCAAGAUGGGGCUCAAUAGAUGAAACUUUGUGUACAAUGUGCCACAGGAGCAAUGAAACAGUGCAGCAUUUGUUUUUUGAUUGUGAUUACUCAAAAGAGAUAUGGCAAAAACUACUACACUGGCAAGGGGUCAUGAGAAGGGGAAAGCAGUGGAAGGAAGAAGUUCAAUGGGCAGAGAAGAAGGCAGCAGGAAAGAGUGCAGGAGCAGAGAUUUACAGAAUGGUAUUGGCUGCAGCAGUCUACCAUAUUUGGCAAGCCAGGAACAAUACUAUCUUUCAGAAGAAACAGAUUAAUGCACAGAGUAUAGUGAAACUAAUUAUUCAGGAGGUUCAUAUAAGAGCUCAGCAUUGUAAAAAAUUGGAUACCUAUCUAAGUAAUAUGAAUUGGUAUCCAGUAUGA